Salvia hispanica is the source of this 1416-nucleotide messenger RNA. Its product is annotated as Remorin family protein. The record is from RefSeq and is a predicted model, not a curated record. Lineage: Eukaryota; Viridiplantae; Streptophyta; Magnoliopsida; Lamiales; Lamiaceae.
GCAAAUAUCAUUAAAAUAAUGCUAGUUUUCAUAAACUAGUCGGUCCAUCUCUAACUCUUCAUGCUUUCGAGGCCUUCAUUCUCUGCACCAUUUGAUUGUGCUCACUCCUUCAACCAGAAAUUAAAUUGCAGAUAUUCAUCCUGAUUUCUGGUUUACUUUCUUGAAAUUGACAUCAAGAAAAACAUGAAAGAUUUUCGGAGGAUUUAAGAUUGAGAGAGAGGUGUAAGAAGUAAGUGAUGAGAUCCAUAGAGGAUAAAGGGUGCUUGACACAAGAAGCUGCAGCUGGUGGUGCUAGUUGUAUGAGCUUCGAGUUCAAGAGCAACGGCCUCACACUCACUCGUAGCGCUUCCCACCAUCAUCGAACGUCCUUAGGAAAGCCCACUCCAUCGAAAUGGGACGACGCCCAGAAGUGGCUCGUCAAUCUCUCCAGAGGGGAGAAGAAUCCCACCAAGGCCUCUCCACGGAACUCCAAUGCCGAUGACCGGAGACUGAUAGCCCCUCCCGUUCCCAAGAAGGACUACCCGAGCGAGGAUGAGGAGGACGAGGAGGGGGCGAACGCCUCGAGUGGCGUUGAUCAGUUUGAUGUGGAGACGAAGAAUGUGGACUGUGAUGAGUCUGUGUGGAGGAUCAAUAGGCCUGCUAGUAGUUGCAAAUCGGUCGUUAGGUCGAUUUGUGUGAGGGAUAUGGGGACCGAGAUGACGCCCAUGGCGAGCCAGGAGCCGUCUAGGACAGCCACCCCGAUCAGGGCCACCACCCCGGCUGCAAGAAGCCCUGUUUCUUCAGGGACCUCGACUCCGGCCAGGGGCCAGAAUGGGGUGAUGGCGGUUGAGAAUGGCCAGCCCGUUGCAUCUCCCGUUGACAGGAGAGGAGAAGGGCUUGAUGGCGUGGACGUGCUGGAAAAUAAAACGGAUGAUCAGUCUAGUAAGACGAAUCCUCUGGAAACCCGAGCAGCGGCUUGGGAUGAGGCCGAACGUGCCAAAUACAUGGCAAGGUUCAAACGGGAAGAAGUGAAGAUUCAAGCAUGGGAAAAUCAUCAGAAGAGGAAAGCCGAAAUGCAGAUGAGGAAAGUCGAGGUGAAAGCCGAGAGGCUGAAGUCUCGAGCACAGGAGAAGUGCACAAACAAGUUGGCAGCAACUCGAAGGAUAGCGGAGGAGAAACGUGCCAAUGCUGAGGCAGAUUUGAACGAGAAGGCCGUGAAGACUUCUCAACGGGCGGACUAUAUAAGGAGGACGGGACAUCUCCCGUCUUCGUUCUCGUUCACGUUCAAGCUGCCUUCGUUGUGCUGGUAGCACAAGUCACCAUUUGUAUGUACUUGGCACUAUAAAAAGUGUACUUAAUACUAUAAAACUGUCUGUUUUCUAUGGAUAUUGCACCAAGUUCAAUAUGUUGUGGUUUGGUGUAUGAUUUUUAUUUUUA